This is a messenger RNA of Pochonia chlamydosporia 170, 2337 nucleotides long. RefSeq names its product homoaconitase, mitochondrial precursor. Gene Ontology annotation, molecular function: homoaconitate hydratase activity; 4 iron, 4 sulfur cluster binding. Bases 1 to 2337 code for a protein of 778 amino acids. The record is from RefSeq and is a predicted model, not a curated record. Gene Ontology annotation, biological process: L-lysine biosynthetic process. Lineage: Eukaryota; Fungi; Ascomycota; Sordariomycetes; Hypocreales; Clavicipitaceae. The transcript is spliced from 13 exons.
AUGGCUGUGCUUCGGAGGGCGAUCUGGCUCAAUGCCUCCGUCCUUGCGACACGACAGGCUCGUGCCUCGAUUACUCGCUCGCGAUUGUUGCCGGGAUCUGUGACUCCGUUCCGUAGCUAUGUCUCGACCUGUCCCCGACGGCAACAGGCCCAGCAAUCACAAUUCGACACCAGCUCCAACACCCCUAGCCUCCAGUCCUCCUUGGACUCUGCCGCUCGAACGAACCCACAGACACUUACCGAGAAGAUUGUACAACUUCACGCAGAUGGCCUCGGCCAAGGCAGGAGAGUCAGAUCUGGGGACUAUGUGAUACUGCGACCUCACAAGAGUAUGACCCACGACAACUCGUUCCCUGUAAUUACUAAAUUCAUGGAAAUGGGCGCCAUCUCGGUCAGCGAUAAUCGCCAGGUUGUCAUGGCACUUGAUCACGAUGUGCAGAACGAAUCUGAACAGAACCUGCGCAAAUACCGUCUAAUCGAGGAGUUCGCCAACAAGCAUAGCAUAGAUUUCUAUCCUGCUAAGACUGGAAUUGGCCACCAAAUAAUGAUCGAAGAAGGUUAUGCAUGGCCAGGAACACUUACAGUUGCCAGUGACAGCCAUUCGACCAUCUACGGAGGCAUCGGCUGUCUGGGCACCGCCAUUGUCCGCUCGGAUGCAGCGAGUAUUCUUGCGACCUCGACCAUAUUCUGGCAAGUCCCGCCGAUUGCAAAAGUCACAUUAACAGGCGUCUUGCCACCCGGCGUCACAGGCAAAGAUGUCAUCAUUGCACUCUGCACCUUCCUCAAGUCCGAUGUGCUCAACAUGUGCGUCGAGUUCACGGGGUCUGAGCAGACUCUUGCAAGCAUAUCCGUUUCGGAAAGAUUAACUAUUGCGAAUAUGGCUUGCGAAUGGGGGGCGCUAUCAGGACUCUUCCCCGUCGACAACACGCUUGUUUCCUGGUACCGUGCCAGAGCAUCAGCCGCAGCAAUCACUGAUAGCCCUACUAAGUCUCGUCUAAAUCAUAAACGGAUUGAUGAGCUUCUAGAAAACUCUCCCGUAGCUGAUCCUGGUGCUGUGUACGCGAAAGAAUUUUAUCUGAAUCUAUCUACUCUUUCACCCUUCGUUGCCGGACCCAACUCGGUCAAUGUCGCAAACCCUGUUGCGAUGCUCGAGACUAAGAACAUUGCUAUUGACAAAGCCUAUCUCUUGAGUUGCACCAAUGGCAGGAGCACGGACUUUGCAGCUGCUGCUCGUGUCUUCCGCGAGGCUGGUACCGAUGGCAAACCUGCCAAGAUCCACCCCCGGGUCAAGCUCUAUCUUGCGCCAGCGUCUAUCGCCGAACAACGAAUGUCGGAGGAAGCUGGUGACUGGCAGGUUCUUGUUCAAUCUGGGGCCGAGCUUCUUCCCGCCGGCUGUGCUACUUGCAUUGGCUUGGGCCGUGGCUUGCUGGAAGAAGGUGAGGUGGGCAUAUCGGCAAGCAACAGAUCCUACAAAGGACGAAUGGGCAGCCCCAAGGCAUUGUGUUAUCUCGCCAGCCCCGAGGUGGUUGCCGCUAGUGCUAUCAAAGGCGAGAUCGCUUCCCCUGGGUGGUACUUGAAGCCUGAUGGCGUUGAGAAGGUUAUUGUUGGCGAGGGCACCGGUGAUUUUGUAGCUGAUAAGGCUCGUUCUACUGGAGAUGCUUUUGAAAAGCUCAUUGGCGAGAUGGAGAGCAUGAUCAGCGCCGCUGAAGGCACCGCCGAGGCAACAGCAAGCCCAACGGCUACUGGAGACGAGGUCUUGACGGAUGUUCUACCAGGCUUCCCCGAGAAAAUCGAGGGCGAGAUUGUUUUCUGCGACAACGAUAGCAUCAAUACUGAUGGUAUCUAUCCCGGACGCUAUACAUACCAGGAUGGCAUGACGACAGAGCAAAUGGCCGAGGUGUGCAUGGAGAACUACGAUACUAAUUUCCGCAAUAUUAUUCGACCAAAUGAUGUACUGGUAGCCGGGUAUACUUUCGGCUCUGGGUCGUCUAGGGAACAGGCUGCUACUUCUAUCCUGGCUAACAAGAUUCCUCUCGUUGUUGCCGGCAGCUUUAGCUCCAUCUUUAGCCGCAAUAGUAUUAACAAUGCCCUUCUUGGGCUUGAAAUGCCAAAACUGGUCGAGCGGCUUCGUGAAGCGUAUAAGAAUGAUGCAGAGAAGCCUCUGACUCGUCGAACGGGCUGGAAGCUGCUGUGGGAUGUCCGCCGGUCUCAGGUUACUAUUACGGAGCAGGAUGGCACCUCCUGGGUGCAAAAGGUGGGCGAGAUGCCUCCCAAUGUCCAGGAAAUCAUCGCCAAGGGAGGCAUUGUGAAGUGGGUGCAGUCUACUCUCCAGUCUUGA